GCACGUUGAUUGGCAUGAUAAAAAAUGCUAUUUAAAUUUUCAACAUCCAAAUCGGACAUUAAAUGUGUCUAAGUUAAUCAAAAAUGAAGUCACUAUGGACAACUAUGGUUGGGUCCGGUUCAACCCUAGACUGGAAUAGUAUCUUCGCUGACCGCAACUUCCAACCAUUUGAACCGGAUUUUCAGAACCCCAAACCAAAAAGCACUUUCCCGUUUUCACCCAUAUCAGGCUUUGACGGUUGCACGACAAGUCGAGGGACCUUGAUCUAGUACUGAUGAGGCGAAUCCUUUUUCCGGCAUCUCGAUUGACGAGAACAAGCUUGACCUUAGCGCUAACUCCUCCGACCUCGCGUCCGGCUCUAACUAAGAAGCCACCACGGAGGAUGGUCUUCGCCACAGCCCUCCGCUCCAAGAAUCUCCACGGCUCUCUCCAACUCCUGCGACCGCCUCUCCUCAAUCUCCUCAGUCCUUCCCCAAACCCCAAUUCUAGGGUUGCCAAUCCGUCUUCCCUUCUAUGCUCCGCUCCACGAACAUUUUCCUCACCGGCGGUCCACGAAAUCGACUCGGAUUCCUCGGCCCUCUAUUCCAAUCCCCAGAACGCCGAAUCCACGGACCUUGAAUCGAAGCCUAGAAGCCUGUAUUCGAUCUUCGCGAAGCCCUCGGUGGUUCCAAGGGUCCAAAAGCCUCCACCAGCAACCAAUGGGAUCGCCAAGAAGGAGAGGCGGGUGCCCGUCUCUGGUUCUUCUAAGUAUCGGCCGAUGGAAGAGAAGAAAUUCCCCAAAGAGCUCUCCCCGGAGAUGCUGUCGCUUGUGCGCCGCUUGGAAGAGGAGGGGUACCUAAAAGACUCAAAUUUCUCUCGAGAAGGCCCAUUGGAUCCCAUGGAUAUCCCCGCCACCUUAUAUUCUCGCCAUUUCCUGAAAUCAGCUGCGGAGAAGUUCGGCCAAGAUCACCAAGAAAUUGCGAAGUGGUUGUCUGGAAGUGAUUUAAAAAAGAUUGCUCUUUUUGGUUGUCCAUCAAUAGAGAGAAAAACAGUUUUCGCAGCUAAAAGAUUGCGUUCUUUCUUCAGCAUUCAGGAGGAUGUUAUAUGUCGAGGAUGCAAGCUUAAAAGCUCAUGCAAAUUUGUGAACCAAGGAGUAGUUAGAGAGAAAAAAUUGAUCCUUGCUGAUGUGAUGAGAAUUCUUGCUGUGUUUGCAUUGGAUUCAGUUCCUAAACAACUAUUUAUUCCCAAUGAUUUAAAAUUUUCUGUCAGUAAAUUGCUGAAGGAAGUAGUCAGUCUUAGUAAUUGACAAUAGGAGCAAGCUUAGCGCUGGAUAUCUUUAGUUGAACGCUAAAGUUGCUCUAUUUUUGUAGUCGAAAUUGUUAUAUUAGUGAUGGAUGCAAGAAGAUGGAAAUAUGAGCUUGCUUAGUAUUUAUGGUUCCUAAUGACAAUGGUUUUGACCAUA
Messenger RNA from Elaeis guineensis (African oil palm), 1441 nucleotides. RefSeq lists its product as uncharacterized. NCBI's taxonomy places the organism in Eukaryota, Viridiplantae, Streptophyta, Magnoliopsida, Arecales, Arecaceae. The record is from RefSeq and is a predicted model, not a curated record.